CAGCGCGGACAGCAAAUUGAGUUGGAGCUCAACGUCGUUUUCUGAGACUGGAUUUUUUUCUGCUGAUGAAAGUAUCAUGGGUAUACCAGGGAAAACCGGCAAAGACACAGAGGGACUUGUUCCGCCAAAAGCAACGGAGAAGGUGAACACACUGAAGCACUUCCCUCCGUAUGGCGCCAUACACGGACACUCAUCAGGAGAAGGCCGACAGGAUACGUGCCCCACAUGUCGCGGCACCGGGCGAAUCCCCAGAGGCCAUGAAGACCAGCUGGUUGCUGUAAUACCUUGUAAUGACGUGAGGCUGAAACCCCGACGCACGAAGCUGUACGUCUGCUUCUCCAUGGCAGUGUGUCUCCUCGUCUGCAGCCUGAUCCUCUUCUUCCUCUUCCCCCGGAGUGUCACCCUGCAGCCUGUGUCUGUGCUGUCAGUCAUGGUCUACUUCACUCCAGACACAGUUGAUAUGGAGGUCACAAAUCUCAUUGAAAUCUCCAACCAGAACUUUGUCCCGGUUCAGAUCGUCGAGUUUAACAUCCAGGGUCUGAUCUCUGCCGCAGUCGUGGGUAAAACCAAGAUAUCGAACAUGACCGCCAUCCAGUCUCGAUCAAAGAAAUCUUACACCGUUAAGAUUGACCUGCCGAUUACAGAUAAAGGCUUAAACUCUUACUGCAAGUCGAGCUCAAUCAAGAUUCACACGUUGUUCCUGGAGCUGCAAAUGACGCUGAACAUCUCCUACAUCUCUCACACGGAGCAGCUGUCUCUGGACACCUUUGAGUACAUCGACUGUGGCACCAAUUCAACAAUCCCUCAUCCUGUGAGAUGAUGAAAUCAAAAUGAAAAACACCCAAGUGGGAGUGUGAAAUAAUGAAUAUUCUGGCUGCACUGCACCUUUUCUCCCUCCUCUGUGUGGGAUGUGACUUUGUGAAUGAUGAACUACUGUGAAAAUGCAUAUUUAUCCAGUGAUUCACAUCUUUUUACUUUACAAAAACAGUUCAGAAAUACUCAGGCAAAAGUAAAAGUCAUGCAUGAACAUUUUACUUAAGUAUUUAAAACAAAAUCUACUUAAAUAGUAAGUAAAUAUAGUUCUGAUCUGAUUCUGUAUGUUGUUUUAGCAUACUUCUUGGUUUGGGCAGACUUUAAUUAAUCACUACAGUGUUUUAAUCCAAAGAUAUUCAGCUUUAAAUGCAAUUACGUAUUAUAAAUGAAUGGUUUUUUUGUAUUAAGAAAACUGGCCUCAUAAAAGUGGGGAAAAAACACAAAUUCGUAAAUUCAAAUGUGACCGCUGCAUGUGUCUGUUUGAAGAUGUGUAAAUGUCUUUAAGAUGUAAUGUUUUGGGCUACAGGAUGUCAUAUGCUGUAAAUAGGAUGUUAAUCUCUGAUAAUCUUGUCUGCUGCUAUUCGCACUUCAUUAAACUCACAUUUUAGUUUA
Molecule: messenger RNA, 1425 nt
Organism: Centropristis striata (black sea bass)
Lineage: Eukaryota; Metazoa; Chordata; Actinopteri; Perciformes; Serranidae
Gene: tmem106a
Product: transmembrane protein 106A
Exons: 8
Coding region: 77-820 (247 amino acids)
Source: RefSeq, a predicted model, not a curated record